Messenger RNA from Erigeron canadensis, 1704 nucleotides. Its product is annotated as protein ASPARTIC PROTEASE IN GUARD CELL 1-like. Bases 26 to 1519 code for a protein of 497 amino acids. Gene Ontology annotation, biological process: proteolysis. The transcript has a single exon. The record is from RefSeq and is a predicted model, not a curated record. Gene Ontology annotation, molecular function: aspartic-type endopeptidase activity. NCBI's taxonomy places the organism in Eukaryota, Viridiplantae, Streptophyta, Magnoliopsida, Asterales, Asteraceae.
CCACUACUCUAAUCCAACUCGAACAAUGGUGAAACUGAAAAAUAAGCUCCUUCUUCUUCUACUUAUCUCUAUCCUUUUCACAUCGACCCUCACCGCCUCCGCCGUUGCAUCUACAACCACCACCACCGUGUUCCACGUCACUGAAUCCAUCCAAAAAACCUUGAAUGCAGUUUCCCACACACCCAAACACCCCUCACAAAUCCUAACUCAAUCAACAUCACUUGUUAAAUCCUCUUCUUCCUUUUCCUCCUCAACUCUCUCUUUACAGCUCCACACUCGCUCCUCCAUCCAUAAACCCUCAUCACACAAAAACUACAACUCACUCGUUCUAUCUCGACUCGCUCGUGACUCUUCCCGAGUCAACUCACUUCAAACUCGUCUCCAUCUAGCCGUUAACAAUAUCUCAAAACCAAAUCUCAAACCAUUAUUCAGUGAGUAUAAAUCAACAAGUGAUAGAGAUUUACAAGUACCUGUUGUUUCCGGAACGAGCCAAGGAAGCGGCGAGUAUUUCUCCCGAGUUGGAAUCGGCCAUCCACCGAGUCAAGUUUAUAUGGUUAUAGACACAGGUAGUGACGUCAGCUGGCUACAAUGUGCACCCUGCGCUGAUUGUUAUCAACAAACUGAUCCUAUUUAUGAACCUCAAUCAUCAUCUACAUAUUCUCCCAUCACGUGCGAGGCACGUGACUGCAAAUCCCUAGAAGUUUCCGAAUGCAGAAACGACACGUGUCUGUAUCAGGUAUCCUACGGUGACGGAUCUUAUACCGUUGGAGAUUUUGCAACGGAGACGGUGACGUUAACGGAUUCCGUUAAGGUUAACGAUAUAGCUAUAGGAUGUGGACAUAAUAACGAAGGGUUGUUCGUCGGGGCUGCCGGAUUAAUCGGACUCGGCGGCGGCAAGUUGUCGUUUCCGUCGCAGAUAAACGCCACGUCAUACUCUUACUGUCUCGUAGACCGUGACUCCGACGCCACGUCAUCACUAGAUUUCAACUCACCGAUUCCUAAAGGUGCCGUUACAGCUCCGUUACUUAAAAGUGACAAAAUCGAUACGUUUUAUUACGUUAACUUAACCGGAAUCAGCGUAGGCGGUGAUAUGGUUAACAUUCCAGAGAAGACGUUUUUGUUAAGUAGCGACGGAGACGGCGGAGUGAUAGUGGAUUCGGGAACGGCGGUGACGAGAUUUGAAACGACGGCGUAUAAUGCGUUACGAGAUGCAUUUGUUAGUAAGACAAAGAAGCUGAAGUUUGUUAACAGUGUGGCAUUGUUUGAUACUUGUUACGAUUUUUCGAAAAUGAAGAGUGUACAGGUGCCAACGGUGUCGUUUCAUUUUUCUAAUGGACAGAAAUUGGGAUUACCGGCUAAGAAUUACUUGAUACCGAUUGAUUCGAAUGGGACAUUUUGCUUUGCUUUCGCUGCUACGACGUCUUCGCUGUCGAUAAUCGGUAAUGUGCAGCAACAAGGGAUUCGUGUUACUUACGAUUUUCAACGAUCAAUUGUUGGCUUCACGUCUAAUGAAUGUUGAUUAUAUCAAAUCGGCUUUUUAAGUUUUUUUUUAUUAAAAAAAAAAUUUAUCCCGAUGAUUAUUGUUUAUUAUGACUUGUGAGUAUCAACACGUCUAGUCGAUAUUGCCUGCUUUGGUGCACAUUUUGUUUUUGGACUCGGCUCUUUAUUGAUUUGAAGAAGGUUUUAACGAAUUUUUUUUUGAUA